CGGGCUCUGUGCAGACGGGGACGCGGAGCCCUGUGGACGGGUUGGGACGUCGCGUCAAGUCCGGGAUUUCGCAGAAACAAUGUGAGAAGCUACGCAUUUCUGUAAACACAGAAAAAGCAGGAGAUCAGUGGAUGCUUGCCUCGACUUCCACAUUGUUUGUUUGGUUUCGGACGAGGUAAAUCAUGGCCAAGCUGCGUGAGCACGUCCCCCCGGAGCGCACGAGACGCGCCGCCGCUUUGGCACUGCUGCUGUGCGCGCGGGCCUGCCUCGGCUUCUCGGUCGCCGGCCACCAGGAGAGCACCUGCGAGGCCAACGGCAGCGUGUACUACGUCGGAGAGUGGUACUUCCUGGACUCGGACCACUGCACGCAGUGCGAGUGCACCGCCGAGGGCUCCGCGUGCGCCCGCACCGACUGCACCUCUCUGCCGGCGGCGUGCAUCCAUGUCAGCCACUACCCCACCGACUGCUGCCCCAGAUGUGAGCGGAUCGGGUGCGAGUACCGAGGGGUUGUGUACGAGCUGGGACAGAACUUCCAGCCUUCAGAAUGUGAGCAGUGCACCUGUGAGAGCGACGGCAUCGCCCGCUGUCUGGUUGCAGACUGCGCCCCUCCACCAUGUGUGAACCCUGUUUACCAGCCUGGAAAAUGCUGUCCUGAAUGCAAGGAUGGUCCUAACUGCUACGCUGACGCCUCACGCAGUCAGGUGAUUCCUGCAGGAGAGCCCGUCUGGGUUAACCCGUGCACCAAGUGUCGCUGUCACGAUGGACAGGACGCCGGCUACUGGGAGGGAAACCGCCUCGCCACGUGUUCCCACCUCAAAAACUGCUCGCGGGAACAGCCGACCACACAGCAAAACUGAGUUCUCCCUAAAAAACACAUGCUCCUUCAAGAACAAACCUGCAUUCAGGAGCAGAAUUUUUCAUAGCAGAAAGCAGCAGAACUGCUUUCCCAAGACUUUUAUAAAACUAAUAACAUCCACAGAUCCAUUCAUUAAAUCCAUUCUAAAAAAAUCACACAAAAAUGAUAAAACUCUUUCUGCAAAACUAGAUCAGUAUGGUUUAUUUUUAGAAAGCAGUGGCUUUUGUUCACCUUAAUUUCCAGAGACCUGCUUUGGGGAAACUAUAACAAAGCCAAUGACUUUAUCAGAUGACUAGAAAUUGUAAUUGACCUGUCGCAGGUUGAUUCAGCACCCGAAUGCCUGCAAUUUAGCCUAGAAAACAGCCUUAGCAACGCCAUAAGCAAUGUAACUGCACCAUGACAUGCUGGAACGUCACAUAUGGGACUACAGGCGAACAUUUACAGUAGUUGUAGACAUAUAUAAACACAGCCUUCAUUUAACGGCCCGUGAUUUGUGCACGUUCGCUGUAGGGCAGAAAAAAACAAUCUGUAAUUUGCUGCGUCAUUAAUCUCCUCAGUUGUGGUCACCAUCACAUUGAAUGUACAGCGAGUGUGAUGGAAUAUUGGUUCAUGUGCAUCACUUCUCCCUGCAAUUAAUUGUAAUUAUCUACCAAUAACAAUAAGGGAUGUUUAAAUGAAAACCAAACAUACUGA
Messenger RNA from Betta splendens (Siamese fighting fish), 1549 nucleotides. RefSeq lists its product as uncharacterized. The transcript has 3 exons. Gene Ontology annotation, molecular function: protein binding. Gene Ontology annotation, biological process: negative regulation of BMP signaling pathway. NCBI's taxonomy places the organism in Eukaryota, Metazoa, Chordata, Actinopteri, Anabantiformes, Osphronemidae. Gene Ontology annotation, cellular component: AMPA glutamate receptor complex. The coding region runs from base 183 to 857 and encodes 224 amino acids. The record is from RefSeq and is a predicted model, not a curated record.